AGCAAAGCGAAUUGCUUAUUGCACUCGAUCACUAGUGCAACAUGAUAUAAAUCUUCCUGUAGGGCUAAAAUGAAAGCUCGUUUCCAAGUGCCGGACAUCAUAGGAAGACAGACUCGUUCAAAUGUCAGAUAUGACAUAUGGGGCGUGUAAAACAAAACAUUCUUCAUCAAGAAAUGUUUUUGGACUUCCUGCGUGGAGGUAAUUAAUGAAUUAAUGCUUUGCCGAAUCCGUCGAGCAUGGUCGGACGGGUCUAUACAUUUUCCAUCCGGCAGUGGUCUUGACAAAUUUCUUUUGAGGCAAGUCUAAUGUUCAUGUCCCCGGUAAGCUCGUUUGAUCGUAGAAGAAGCACAAUCAAGUUUUAUCGGCUUUCUCUUAUCUAUGCCAUAACCUUUACCGUUAACUUUAUUCUCUCCACGAUCUGGAAGCGCAGAGACCAAUUUUUCAACGAUGAAGGCAGUGUUCCCUGCAAGUAAGGCUAUUGCUCCUCAAACGCAGUGUUACUAUAGUAACGAUAUAAAACCCAAUUUUCAUAUUAUAAAAGAUAAAUAAAUAAAAAGAAAAACAUCAAAUCUCUCCGUGUGAAUAAACUUAGAGCAUUAAAUUCCAUUCAUACUCUAGGAUCAGUAGUCUUAAUGUUGUUGUUAAAUGCGUCAGUUAAUUGUUUGAGCUCAUUUAUGCCACCAUAAAGAAUAUGCGUUUUUCUUUAUUUAUUUAUGCGUUCGAAGGUUUUUACUUAUAGAGGCAAAGGUCAAGCUAAAUCUGAUCAUAAAAAAUGGAGAACUUGAAGCUAGUAGAGAAGGUUGUGAUUCUUCCGGAGAAACCCACGAAGUGCAGACGCAUUUUCCUAUCUAACAUAGACCUGUCUCUUGUUGUAUAUCAAGAAUCCGUCUCAUUUUUUGAUCCUCCAAAGAAUAAAAUUAGCUUCUCUGAAGCCUGCAAUAGCCUGUAUACUGCGCUUGCUCAUUUGCUAGUGCCUUAUGACUUCUUUGCUGGACGGCUUGUCCCUGCACUCGAAGAUGAUAAUCGCUUCGAGAUAGACUGUAAUAGUGCUGGAGUUGUUGUUGCUGCUGCAAAAACUGGCUCCACGUUGAACCAACUUGGUGAGCUUUUAACACCCAAACCGGAGUUCAGACAAUUUGUCGCUUUCUUGCAUGAAGAGGGUGAAGAAGAAAUGGAGCUUCAACACAAGCCUCUUCUCCAUUUACAGUUAACAGAGAUGGGAUGUGGAGGCCUGGCACUGGCCUCGCGGUACAACCACUGUGUCCUGGAUGGGAUUGCAGCUCGCGAUUUUGAGAAGAAUUUAGCUGCUUUAACUCGUGGAGAUGAAAUUGUGGUGCUGCCAAAUCCUGAUCGAACGGUCUUCAAAGCGAGGAACCCACCAAGAAUCACUCACCCACACUACGAGUACUCCACAGCUGCCUGCGAGACAGACAGCUUAUUCACAGUUUGUGGGACGAGUGGCAUCAAUGUCAAGGACUGGUCACCACAGAAUAAUAAGACUUGCUUGAUCUAUAUGUCCCCCAGAAGGAUUGCCAGCUUGAAGAAGGCAGCUCUCAAGGAUGGGAAAUUAGGAAAAUGCAGCAGUUUCCAAGUUGUGGCUGCCAAGAUAUGGAAGGUAAGGAGCAUUGCAGUGAAAAUGCAGGAAGAGAAAAUCAGCACCAUGUUAUUUCCAGUGGAUGCUCGAAGAAUUGUGGUGCCACCUGCCCCGUUUGGAUUUGCUGGAAAUGCAUUGGUUCCUGGAUUUGCACGAUUAAAAGUGAAGGAAUUGAAGGAUAGAGAAGAGUCUUACUUGGUGAGGAAAGUGCAAGAAGGGAUGGAAAGAUUGGAUGAUGAGCAUGUGAGGUCUGGGAUAGAUUGGCUUGAGGUUCACAAAGGGGCACCUUGCAGAGAAAACAGCUUUUCGUUGGUGGCCUGGUUUAGAUUAGGACUAGAAGAAGAUGUGUUUUCAUGGGGCAAAAUUAAAUGUGUGACACCAAUUAUGGUAAAACCUGGUUUGGUCAUUCUUUUGCCAGGGUCACAAGGGGAGGGAGGCCUUCAUGUCUGCCUACAACUGCCUGAUGAUCAAAUGGAUGAAUUUUGUAGAUUAUUGGUGGAAGAAUAAGGAGAUAUUUGCGCAUGGCUUAUGAGACCAAUACAUAUAUAUAUCAUUAUUCUUUGAUUGGGCUUUUCCUUGGAGCAAUUUUAAAGAGGACAAUUUUUCCAGAAAAUGGACUUUAAUGAAGGUUAAUAUCUCAAUUUAUAUGAUUAGCUGCUAAUUCCAGAGAAAUGGCUUUGUUAGCAUAACAAAUCAGAGAAGUCACUUAC
This is a messenger RNA of Hevea brasiliensis (rubber tree), 2304 nucleotides long. RefSeq names its product acyltransferase GLAUCE. Gene Ontology annotation, molecular function: acyltransferase activity, transferring groups other than amino-acyl groups. The transcript has 2 exons. The coding region runs from base 773 to 2101 and encodes 442 amino acids. The record is from RefSeq and is a predicted model, not a curated record. Lineage: Eukaryota; Viridiplantae; Streptophyta; Magnoliopsida; Malpighiales; Euphorbiaceae.